AUGGCUAAAAGGAGGGUAGAAAUCGCAUUACAAGAUGAAAUCAAUGAUCAAGAUAGCUGGAAUUUGUUUCUCGAAAAAGAUGGUCUGAAAAUAAUUGAUGUCUAUCAAGAAUGGUGUGGUCCUUGUUCAGCAGUUGUUGGACUAUUCAAGAGACUAAAAACAGAGAUCAAUGAUGACUUGUUACAUUUUGCUGUUGCGAAAGCUGAUAGUAUUGACUCAUUGCAUUUGUACAGGGGAAAGUGUGAGCCUUACUUUUUGUUUUAUGGGGGUGGUUGCCUUGUGGCUGCAGUCAAAGGAGUUAAUCCUCCAGUCUUGGAAAAACAUAUUGUUGAUAAACUUAAACAAGAACAUGAUGUAAUGAAUGGCGAAGCUAAAAGGGUUGAGAUCAAAGAUCCUAUGCUCCUCGCUAAAGAGCUUGAAGAAGCUGAAUUAAGGAGAAAAGAGAGGAGGAAGAAGAGGUUGAACAGGAAGUUACAAUUGCAGUACUCAAGCCUGAUCAGAGUAUUAGUGUGCGCAUUAGAAGGCAAGCAAGGUGUUAUAGAGGAGUUAAGAGGUUUGAUUGGACCAUCAAUUAUUGAAGACGGUGUAGAUGAUUAUUCUGAAACAAUAAGAGCAAAGUAUGCUAGUGGAAGAGUUAAAAACGCUAUUCAUGCUGCUGACUCUAAAGAGGAGGCUGCAAAGGAACUGGCAUUCUUCUAUCCAAAUUUUGAACCACCCAUUAUAACAGUAAAACGUGCUCAUCCACUUCGUGAAAGACACGAUGAAAAAUAUGAUGAUAUUGAUAAAAAAGGCCAAAUAGAACGCACAGUCGCCUUGUUACGUCCACAAGCUUACGAAUUAUAUAAGGAUAAAAUUCUGGAAGAAAUUAAGAGUGCUGGAUUUACAAUAGCAAUGCAAAAAGUGAUACAAUUAACUAAAGAACAAGUAGAAGAUUAUUAUAAAGAGCAUAGAGGAGAACCGUAUUUUGGCGAGUUAACAGUUGUAAUGUCCAGUGGUCCAUGUUUAGCCUUACUUUUAGCCAGAGAAGAUGCUGUUAACAAAUGGAGAGAAAUGUUAGGCCCAACAAAAGUUGAUGAAGCCAAAGCUACAGCUCCUGAAUCACUUCGAGCCCAGUUUACAAUGAAACCAUCAGAAGAUGCCUCUGAGAAAAUCAGUGAAGAUAUUAAUCUUUUACAUGGUUCAACUGAUGCAGAUGAAGUGAAAAAAGAUUUAGACUUCUUUUUUCCAGUUGAAAAAACAAUUGCGGCUAUUAAACCAGAUGCUUAUGCUAAUCGAGAUGAGAUUAUUGAAAAGAUUAAAUCAGCUGGUUUUCAUGUAGCAGCACGCAGGGAUACAAGUCUUUCAAGGGAAUUAGCUGAAAAACUAUAUGAAGAUUGUUCGGAUAAACCAUUUUAUGAAGAUUUAGUAAACCAUAUGAUCAGCGGUCAAACUUUGUUUAUGGUCUUGACCAGAAGGGAUGCAAUAGCUGGCUGGCGUCAAAUGAUGGGACCAACAGAUCCAAAUGUAGCAGCAGAAGAAGCACCAGAAAGAGAUGGCGGUAUACGUUCUAUAUAUGGUAGAGAUAUUCUUCGUAAUGCGGUACAUGGUUCAUCUAACAUAGAACAAGCUCAGCGUAUUCAAGAAUUAUUAUUUGAAAAUAUUGAAAUUAGUGAUAAAAGCCGUACAAUAGGUGAAACCAUCGAUACUGAUAAAGAUCAAAGAAGUGAAGAGAUUGAAAGCACGAAAGGUAAAGAUGACUUUGAAGGUGAAAAUGCUGAAACGAUUGAUGCAAAUGUUGAGGAACAAGAGGCGGAAUCAGCAAGAGUAGAAGCCAGUGAACAAAAAGAUGUGGAAGAAGUAAAAGGUGAAUCCGUUCUUGAAGCUAAAGAAUCUGACAAAGAAAAUCUGUCUAACCCAGCAGAAAUACAACAUGAUGAAAAUAUGCCAAAAAGUCCUGCAAUAGAAGAGACUCAUCUCUCUGCAACAGCUGAUAGCAAUGUACAGCCUGAAACUGCUGGUACAGACUUACAACCUGAACAUAAUACAUUAGCGGAAACUACAUCUGAAACAAUACAAAAUGCAGAAAAUCUAGAGGCUACACCGGCAAAUGUUUCCGAUGCUAAAUCAACGUCAUCAAAUCAAGCUAAAAAGUCACUACCGAGACUACCCUUAAUAAAGAAUAAGGCGAAGUCGACCGCUGCUAAAUCAAAAGAAACAAUUAAAAGUACAAGAAAGCUUCCAUCUAUUAAAGGUUCGUGA
Trichobilharzia regenti is the source of this 2238-nucleotide messenger RNA. Lineage: Eukaryota; Metazoa; Platyhelminthes; Trematoda; Strigeidida; Schistosomatidae. The record is from the annotation of a GenBank genome assembly.